Messenger RNA from Hemibagrus wyckioides, 3716 nucleotides. RefSeq names its product testis associated actin remodelling kinase 1a (gene tesk1a). The transcript has 11 exons. The coding region runs from base 518 to 2524 and encodes 668 amino acids. Lineage: Eukaryota; Metazoa; Chordata; Actinopteri; Siluriformes; Bagridae. The record is from RefSeq and is a predicted model, not a curated record. Gene Ontology annotation, cellular component: nucleus; cytoplasm. Gene Ontology annotation, molecular function: ATP binding; protein serine/threonine kinase activity. Gene Ontology annotation, biological process: actin cytoskeleton organization; protein phosphorylation; positive regulation of stress fiber assembly.
UCAGAGCGCAGGAUUAGCGAGCGACUUGGCCGUGGCCGAGACAAGCCGACGGUAAUCCGAAGAUGGGCCGAGGCGGAAAAACGAGACCAAGGUUGAAAGAUUAACGACCGCAGCAUCGUCUAAUUACGACUUCCUGUAUUCCCAGGUGUUUGAAGAGGGAGAUAUUGUGGAAAUAAGGAGCACACAAACCUAUCAAGUUUACAAAGGGAAGUAAUCACAGGGUGAUCACACAUACAAGAGGACCCAAGACCAAAGGCUUUAGAUGAAAUUAAUGCUGAUAUAUCCUGCAAAUGAAAAAUUUAAUAAUCUGGAUUUUAAAAACUUUGACUACAGUCCUUUAACUUGUGCUUAGUAGAAGAACAAUCAUCAGUUUUUUCCUCUUCUGGAAUACGGACGUGUGUGGACAUCACGCAAAGAGUCGAGACGCUGUUUCAACAACAGGGAUAUUCAUAUUCACUGGGCCAUGGGGCAAGUGUCCAACAGGACUUCAUCAUAACCUGUAUUUGCAUCCAUCAUUAUGGAUCAGGAUGAGACGAGCGCAGAGAUUUGGGAGCCGCCUCUGCAUGGACUCCAUGGGCCAAACCGCAUGCGGCCUUCAUCUUACCGGGCUCUGCGGAGCGCUGUGUCCAGUUUGGCACGAAUCGAUGAUUUCUUCUGCGAGAAGAUCGGCUCUGGCUUCUUCUCUGAAGUUUUCAAGGUCCAGCACCGGAUCACAGGGCAGGUAAUGGCUCUGAAGAUGAAUACUCUGGCCAGCAAUAAAGCCAACAUGCUGAGAGAAGUGCAGCUAAUGAAUCGCCUCUGCCAUCCCAACAUCCUCAGGUUUUUGGGUGUGUGCGUCCAUGAAGGGCAGCUUCACGCUCUCACUGAGUACAUCAAUGGGGGUAAUCUGGAGCAGCUACUGGACAGUGAUAUAUAUUUAUCCUGGACUGUGAGAAUAGGAUUGUCCUUGGAUAUUGCACGAGGACUACAGUACCUUCACAGCAAGGGGAUUUUCCACCGCGACCUCACUUCCAAGAACUGUUUAGUGCGCUGUGAGAAUGGCGUUUUCACGGCUGUGGUUGGAGACUUUGGUCUGGCAGAGAAAAUCCCCGAUUACAGUGACGGAGUAGAGAAGCAGCCUCUAGCCGUGGUCGGCUCCCCUUACUGGAUGGCUCCGGAAGUGCUGAGAGGAGAGCUUUACGAUGAGAAGGUGGAUGUUUUUGCGUAUGGCAUCAUUCUGUGUGAGAUCAUUGCUCGGAUCGAGGCCGACCCAGACGUCCUACCUCGAACCGAGGAUUUUGGACUGGAUGUGGAAACUUUUGAGCAAAUGGUUGGAGACUGCCCACCUGCUUUCCUUAGCCUGGCUGUUAACUGCUGCAACAUGUGUGCAGAGAAUCGUCCUUCCUUCGCUGACAUUGUUGUGACCUUGGAGAGGUUAGAGAGGGAGAGGGAGAAGACCGAGGCACCCGUUAUUCUAGAACCUGUUGCUGCCGAUGAGAGCCCGUACAGGAGGCGGAGUUCACCCUGCCAACUGGGCACCCAGCGCCUGGCACGGAGUCAGUCAGCCUUGUUGCCACCUGCCACGAGUCCGUGUGUGGGUACACCGGUGCGUCUCAACCCCUUCUCCUUACGCCAUGACCUCAACGGCGGCCGAAUCAAACUCUUUGACACACCCAGUAAGUCACUUAUCUCCCUGACCUUCACUUUGCCCCCGCCCCCUGAGCCUUCCUCAUCCCCACCACUGUGUGGAACUUCAAAGCUUCGAGGCCCACCUCGCCGGUGCCAGUCCUUACCCUGCACUCCUGAUCUGGGUCGACCUUUGACCUCAUUCCUUGAAACUGAAAGUGUUGCAGAGAGGGAUGGAGAAAAAGAAGAGACAGGAAAGGAGAUGACUGGUUUAGAUGAUCCUGGGCAGGACUCUGGUUUGGUGCUGGAUCUGGAGAUGGUGUCUUUGGAGAGGGUGGACGAAGAGGAGGAAGAAGAAGAGGAUGAAAAAGAAGGAGAGAUGGAGGGACUCUGCCGGGUUGAACCCAUGGACUGCAAAGGCUCCCCUGAUGCAGCCGAGGGUGCUCUGAGAUCAACAGCAAAACCUCUUCUGCACGGUUCUUAUUCAUCAUCCUCUUCCUUCAGCACUCAGUCUAAUGGCUGGACAGUCCCCAUUUCAAAUGGACCUCCAUCCCUUCCACCUCUGCCCCGCUUGAACAAUAACAACAGCAUGCUGGGAGUUGGCCGAGUGCCUUGGGUGCGGCUCAGUGGCUAUCGCGGUCAUCGUGCUCCUAGUCGCCUGGCACCUCCUCCCGAACAGGAUGACAUCAUUUCCUGUCCAGGGUGUUGUUUGGUGGGCUUUAGCUUUCCAUCAUUGUGCCUGCGUGGAGCGCCACCUCCUCGCCGAACCACACCCCUUCGCCCGUACAGGAAUCUUAAUGGGGGAGAAGCAGCAGCUGGCAGCUCAAGCAAUGGACUGAUGUGUCGAGGGGCAAAGGGUCUGGCUCCACCCACAAUGACACGAGAACCGGGUUUGCCACUUCCAGAGGCACAGACGUAGUUAGAGCGGCACCCUCUAGAGCACUAACACCACACAGUGAACAUGUGCUAGCCUUGCUGCUGUGGCUGUGCCAAUAACCACUAUGGUUAAACUAUAACUGCUAAUGUGUAGUGAGGAUGUAAGAGGUGAUCUUAGGUGCUGUGUGUGUGUGUGUGUGUGUGUGUGAGAGAGAGAGAGAGAGUAAAGGUAAAGUGUUAUAGAAAAACAAAACACAUAUACAGUAUGGAAGGUCUAGCUGUGGUACAUUAGGAUACAAACAAAAAAUUUUUGUGAUGAAAUUGGAGAAGGUGCUAUUUUAGCCACAUUAGACCUUUAUCUUCAUAAGCCACUGUGGUAAAAAUUGCCCUACAGCAGAUUUUGUUUGUGUGUGUGUGUGUGUAUGUGUGUGUGUGUGAGAGAGUGAGUGUGUCUUUUGUGAUGAAUUUGGAGAAGGUGCUAUUUUAGUCACAUUAGACCUUUCACUUCAUAUGCCACUGUUGUAAACUUGCUUGAAAACAGACUGAAUGUGUGUGUGUGUGAGAGAGAGAGAGAGAGAGAUGUAUAAAUGUGAUGGCAAUUCAAUCUUAUUUAUUUAUUAAAAACACUUAUUCAAAAAAACGUAAAAGAUAUACUAGUGAGAGAUUGUGUGUGUGUGUGUGUGUGUGUGUGAGUGUGUGAGAGAGAAUGUGUGUGUGUGGGAAGGGGUGGGGGUUAAAAAUUUAAAAGUUGUUUAUAUGUCUAGAAGCAAUGUGUGCAAUAAGUCAACAUUGAUUAGCAAAGCUGUACAUACUGUCUCAUUCUUUUUUAAAUGGAGAAUGCACCAUUUUUAAUCUGAUGGAAACAUUUGCUUGUCUUGUAAAGUCUGUCAUUUUUACUGUCACCCUCUAGUGACACACUGAAUCCUUGCUGGUCAGGUUUUUUGCUGCUUGUUAAAGUACUACUGUGUACGUGUAUUUACACAUUGAAAACCAAAUCACACAGGAUGGACGAUUCUCGCUUCAAAAUGUUUUUGGGGAAAAAAAACAACAGAAAAAGAUUUUUCUAUUGAGUCAUAAUUAAACCGAUGAAGGUUUUGUCAUCUUUACAAGAUGAAAAUUCUAUUAAAAUUGUAGAGAUCUUGAAAAAGACACAUGUCCUGUGUGUUCUGGUUCACUCCCCAUCUGAUGUAACAGCAUGAUUUUGAACCUAACCUCAUGAGUCCAUCCAAACAGUU